Messenger RNA from Gasterosteus aculeatus aculeatus (three-spined stickleback), 3990 nucleotides. RefSeq names its product estrogen-related receptor delta (gene esrrd). Gene Ontology annotation, molecular function: DNA-binding transcription factor activity; zinc ion binding; sequence-specific DNA binding. The record is from RefSeq and is a predicted model, not a curated record. Gene Ontology annotation, biological process: regulation of DNA-templated transcription. Lineage: Eukaryota; Metazoa; Chordata; Actinopteri; Perciformes; Gasterosteidae.
UCUCAAACAUGUACAGUACCUCUAAGAUUAAGUACAGUAAAAGCAAAAUGUACCUCUGAAGUAUAGUGGAGUUAAAAAUUCAAAAUAUAUCUCGUUACAUUCCACCGCUGGUAAUCUAGCGCGUUGCUAAGCAGCUAGCAUGUGAUGAGUCACUUCAGGUGACAGGUGCUAAUCGCCUCUGAUCCUCCACCUGCUCCUUCACCUUAAUGCCUGCAGGGUUCAUGUAGAUCCAGGUCUCUAACCACGGAAUGUAGGCUAAUCCACACACACACACACACACACACACACACACACACACACACACACACACACACACACACACACACACACACACACACACACACACACACACACACACACAGGCAGCAUUAAUGAGAUUACCCAGCAAAGAGAAGGAAACUGUGAGGCAGCGGAAUAUCAGCUCUCCCUUUCAGUGCAGGUAGCCUUAUCUCACACACACACACACACACACACUCACAUGAAUGCAUAUUAUAAUAGAGAGAGAGGCAGACAGGUGUAGCUCUUCUGAAACACAGAUGGAGAUGAAACUGAGCUGCAUGGAAGUCUGAGCGUGAGAUUAGGACUCAGUGUGUGUGUUGGGUUGUUGCAUCAUGCUGCACACAGGGUGUGUGUGUGUGUGUGUGUGUGUGUGUGUGUUGGUCCUCAGCUCUCUCAUUAUCUCAUUUCUAAACUCAUAAUAUUUUACACACAAUUCCCUUUAGAAAUAUGAUUCUGUGAACUGAGCAAAUGACUGAAUGCUAAAGCUGAAACGGCCACACUGACACGUCUGCUCUGAUUGGAUCGUGGCUGUGUAGGGGCGGGGCUUAUUGACCAGUCUACUGACUGGAAACAUAUUGAUUGACUGACUGAAUGGUUUGAGAUGAAUUUGAGAAAGUGAGGAUACACAUAUAAUUUAUGUGUCUUUGGCUUUCUCUUUUUUUUCAAAAUUCAUUAUUAUUUUUUAAUUAUUAUAUAUUUAUUCAUCAAUUUUAUUUUCUAAUUUGUCUUUGUGUUUGCUUAACUGCAGAAGCAUGUUUGCCGUUCUAUAAUCAGUAGCAUGAGAACAAGGCUGUUAACCUGAAAUAUGUCCUUUUCUUCUACAGACUGUUUGUAGAUUGAGGUUUAUUUUUAUUGAUUACAAUAUUAAGUGUUUGAAAUUAGCUUUGAGGAUCUUCAGACGUGGCCUACUUCUGUCACUGGCCUAAUCAAUAGAGAUGAUAGAAGAAGAAGGUGAUGCUGCGUGCUGAUUGGCUGAUCCUCCGGGCUCCGCCCCCUCAGAUAAGACUGAUAAAUAUCAGACGGAACACAUUCUACAACCAGUCCCCUCACAGAACCCGAUUUUACGACCGGAAUCUGAGCGUGUGAACGCACCUCUGACUCUACACUCUGUUGGGUCCGACUGUGCUGGUUCUGGUUUCUGGUUCUGGUCUGGUUCUGUUCUGGUUCUGGUAGAUCAGGUUCAGGAUGGAGCUGAAGGACUUCUGCCUGAUAGACUUUCACUGCAUCAGUCCACAUCGGUGAGAAACUAAAUCCUAUUUUUUUAUUCAUGUUUUGGGGGUUUUAAAUGGAGUUUCAGUAGUACUAUGAAGUACUUUUACAUUAGUAGGAGUUUUGGAACGAGAACCUUCAAGGUUCUCAUUCCAAACGCGAUACCACAAAGCAGAAGUAUAAGAAUAAUCAGCAAAUGUACCAAAAGUAUCCUGUAUGUGGAGUAAUAUAUUAACGAUUAACGUAACUAGAUAUUGAUGAUUUGAUUCAUAAAAUGAAUGAGUCAAAGUAUAAUAUUUUGCCCUUAGAUGUCGAGUUAAAGUAUAAAGUAGCAGAAAAUGAGGAUGAUUAAGUACAAGUACCCCAACUUGUACUUGAGUAAGGUACUAGUUAAUGCAAUUUAUUACUUUCCACAGAAGUAUGUGGAUGUAUAAACAUGAUUUCUCAUAUUUUAAAUGUAAAUGUUUUACAACAUGUUUGUAGUUCUAUUUUGAAGUGCUUAAAAAGAAGUUACUCUGAACAUCACAAACAGACAUUAAAUAUUACUCUGCGUGAUACACUUAAACUGCUGUUACUUUGAGAAAGUAUUUCUACACUGUGUACUUUUACUUGAUAAGUAAAAGGUGUGAGUUGUGAAGAGCGAUGUAUAUUCCAGCAGCGCCCCCUGUGGUGGAGUAUAAAGGCGCUUACUUAGGAGCAUUAGAAACGACACAACAAGCAGCAAGUGACUUUUAUUCUGAAAAUCUUUUCUCCAGUGUUCCGAUACUCAAUCAGCUGAUCAGUGAACUUCAUCAAUUUCAUCCCACACUCUUCUUCCUCAGCCUCCCGGACGCCUCCUCUUCCUCCCCGGCUGAUGAAGCUCAGUCUUCGGCCUCCUUGCCCGAAUCCUCCCCCGCCGACCCCUCACACCGGGCCUUCCUCCUCCCCAGCCCGGCCUCCUCUUCCUCCUCCUCGUCCUCCUACAGCCCCCUCCGUGGAGCGCCGGAGCCCAACUCCCCGACCGGAUCUACUUCUAGCGGAGGAAGCGUCGGCGGCAGCGCCGCGGCCUCGCUGGGCUUUUCCCCCGAUUCCUUUUCAGCCCAGGUGGACUCCAUCCUGAGGGGCGACUACCUGACGCCCAUGGGUGCCGCGGGGCCCAGGAGGCUGUGCCUGGUGUGCGGGGACUUCGCCUCCGGGUAUCACUACGGCGUGGCGUCCUGCGAGGCCUGCAAGGCCUUCUUCAAGAGGACCAUACAGGGCAACAUCGACUACAGCUGCCCCCUGGUGAGCCAGUGUGAGAUCACCAAGCGGCGGAGGAAAGCCUGUCAGGCCUGUCGCUUCCACAAAUGUCUCCAAGCCGGGAUGCUGAGGGAGGGAGUGCGCAUGGACCGAGUGAGAGGAGGUCGACAGAAGUACAAGCGGCGGCUGGAGGCGGGGCCUGGUUUUUACGCUAAAGCUCCGUACGGCGUCGCCGUCGGCAGCAGAAACAAGAUAGUCUCCCAGUUGCUGCUGACAGAGCCCGCCCCCCUGGACGCCAAUCAGGACGACUCCACCGACGACGGCAGCCUGCGGAACCUUCUGACUCUGUGUGACCUCCUGAACCGGGAGCUGCUGGUUCUGAUUGGCUGGGCCAAGCAGAUCCCAGGGUUCUCUGGGCUCUCAUUGGUCGACCAGAUGGCGCUGCUGCAGAGCGGUUGGAUGGAGGCCCUGCUGGUGGGCGUGGCCUGGCGGUCGCAGGAGGCAAAGGGGAGGGAACUCGUGUUCGCCAGGAACCUGCGGCUGGACGAGGCCCAGUGUCGAGCCGCAGGAUUGGCCGACCUGCACGACGCGCUGCGUCACCUGACCGAUAAAUACCGGGCGGUGCACCUGAGCGCCGAGGAGGCGGUGACGCUGAAGGCCGUGGCGCUCGCCAACUCUGACGCGGACCCGGUGGACUGCCCCGACUCGGUGCAGAGGUUCCAGGACGGGCUCCACGAGGCGCUGCAGGACCACGCGGCGUCCCGCGCCGAGCCGCAGCGGGCCGGCCGGCUGCUCAUGAGCCUCCCGCUGCUGCGGCAGACGGCCGGCCGCGCCGUGGAGGCCUUCCUGCGGCUGCACCGCCGCCGCGUCCCGCUGCACAAACUGCUGCUGGAGAUGCUGGACGCCAAGGCCUGAACGACGUCAUCUCAACGUCAUCGGACUCACCGGGUGAACUCUGACCUGAGAAUUAAUGGACUUCAUCAUCAUCGUCUGGACCUGCGCAGAUUUUUAUAACGUUUAGUUUUUCAUUCUAUUUUUGUAAAAUGAAAGCAUUAUUUUUUACAAUGGGAGCUUUUCCCGUUGCGUUUGUGUGAGCGGGUUCACGUGGAAGGUGAGCGGGUUGCCGUAGCAGCUAGAAAGCAGGAUCCACGAAGACCAUGGUGUUUUAUUUUGUGUGUUUUUAACAAAGCGGAUCAAUGAUUAGCUGCUGAUUAGUUUUUUUAAUCAGCUUUUAACUGACUUGUAGAUUGAAUGCUUUUGGAAUAAAACAUUAUUUUCAAAUUA